AUGAACGACAAGGAUGAAGAGCUGAAGAAAGUAAUAAUGGAUCUGGAGGAGGAGCGUAGUGAUUUAGAAGAUGCAAACUCCGAACUCUGCCAAAAACUAUGCGAAAGCAAUGAUGAGAUCCGAGAAGCACACAAAGAAUUGAUUAGUGGAUUAAGAGACUUAUCGGAUGAAAGUUCGACGAUCAGAGUGAAGAAUAUGGGACGAGUUGAUGAAAAACCUUUCCUGAAAGUAUGCGAGCAGAGAUUCAGUGGCCAAGACGUUGCGCUGCAACACGCCAGGCUUUGCUCUGAAUGGCAGAAAAUGGUCAUGGAUUCAAGAUGGGAACCAUUUAAAAUUCAGAGAUCUGGAGAUAAAAUUGAGGGCGUUGUGGAUGAGGAAGAUGAGAAACUUAAGAAUCUGAGUGAAGAGUGGGGAGAAGACGUGAAGAAGGCAGUCAAGACAGCACUCGAGGAACUGUACGAGUAUAAUGGAAGUGGCAGGUAUCCAGUUCCUGUACUGUGGAAUUUUCAACAUGGGAGAAAAGCGACAGUCAAGGAAGGGAUUAUUGCUCACAUGAAGCAUCAGAUCAAAAAUCUUAAACGCAAACGAACCUUUGAUUGA
This is a messenger RNA of Brassica napus (rape), 600 nucleotides long. RefSeq names its product factor of DNA methylation 5. The transcript is spliced from 3 exons. Gene Ontology annotation, biological process: gene silencing by siRNA-directed DNA methylation. NCBI's taxonomy places the organism in Eukaryota, Viridiplantae, Streptophyta, Magnoliopsida, Brassicales, Brassicaceae. The record is from RefSeq and is a predicted model, not a curated record. Bases 1 to 600 code for a protein of 199 amino acids.